AUGAGUGACAAGAACACCUCAAAACCACAGAAGAAGGGGAUUGCUCGCCCGACUCGAAGGGGCUCGAAGGCACCAAGUACUCCUACCAUCAGCAAGAACCCGGCCCUGCGCAAGAGCAGCAGAACUCAAGCUGCCGAUGCGGAGGAUGACAAUACAGACACCCAACAGCCACAAAAGGCCGAGUCUGGAAACAAGCAAUCACGAAAGUCGAAGACGAAAUCCAUAUUGAACACAACAGCUGAAGACGCCGAAGACGACGACCAACCAGAAGAGGACGAAGCUGAAGACAAGAGACUACCGACAUCCAAAUCCAAGCUCAAAUCUCUGUCAAAGAAAGCGACCGACAUAUCCAAGGACACAGAAGUCGGAGACACUCCACUCUACAAUCGUGCUUACGUGGACGCUCACAAAGAUACUGAGGACUUCCAUCACAGGGGCAAUGGACGAUGGUCGCGUGGACUACCGGGACCGAACGCUAACGUUAUGUCAGCCGUGGUGGGACCAGGAGCAGAGGCGUGGAAGGCGGCGAGGAAGUAG
Messenger RNA from Fulvia fulva, 537 nucleotides. RefSeq lists its product as uncharacterized. NCBI's taxonomy places the organism in Eukaryota, Fungi, Ascomycota, Dothideomycetes, Mycosphaerellales, Mycosphaerellaceae. The record is from RefSeq and is a predicted model, not a curated record. The coding region runs from base 1 to 537 and encodes 178 amino acids. The transcript has a single exon.